Molecule: messenger RNA, 1142 nt
Organism: Anguilla rostrata (American eel)
Lineage: Eukaryota; Metazoa; Chordata; Actinopteri; Anguilliformes; Anguillidae
Gene: commd10
Product: COMM domain containing 10
Exons: 8
Coding region: 133-810 (225 amino acids)
Source: RefSeq, a predicted model, not a curated record
GCGGGCGUCCUGUCGAAACUGAUGAUACAAAACAUGUGACCGACUAGGAAGUAAAGUAAAAUGGAAAAAUAAGAAAAUUAUAUGCAGCUAGCCGAGAAGCCAGCUUAAAGCGAAUACAUUCCUUAAGUCAUUAUGGCAUCUAUUAUCAAAGAAACCCCGAGCAUUAAAGAAGCAGUGACGCAUAUCAACGCGAUCGACAUAAACAAGUUUUCCCGACUGCUGUCCCGGAUCCUGCAGAAGCUCCACCUUAAGGCGGAGCGGUCCUUCAGCGAGGAAGAGGAGGAGAAAUUACAGAGCGCGCUGUCGCUGGACAAGCAGGCCCUGGGUCUGGUGCUGGAAACCAUCUCUUUCAUUUUGGAGCAGGCGGUGUACCAUAACGUCAAACCUGCCGCCCUCCAGCAGCAGCUAGCAGGCGUCCAUCUCAACCCCGACAAGGUCGACGCCCUCUCCCAGGCCUGGGCCUCUGCGGGCCCGGACACCGUCGAGAAGUUCCGGCACGGGAUAUUCGCCCCGAAGAAGCUGGAGCACGUGGGCUGGCAGCUGGACCUGCAGAUGGCGCAGUCCUCGCAGGCCAAGCUGAAGUCGCCGCACGCCGUGCUGGAGCUGGGGAUCGGCGGGGAGGAGGCCGAGAGUUUUCAAAUCACUGGAGACAGCGGGGAUAUCAUGCACCGUGACUCACUCAGAAAUAACGAGGGGUCUCGAAAAUACCAGAACGCCGAGAAGCUUUUUGUGGAGUUCAGCCACCAGGAACUGCUCCAGUUCUACAACAAGCUGGAGACGAUCCAGGGCCAACUGGACUCUCUCACUUGAUGGCGGUCAAACAGUCUCCCUUAAUGGCGGGCGACAAGGUCCUCAUUCUUGCCUGUGUCAUGUGACCAGCGGAAGAACUGUACCCAGAAUGCUUCAUCUCCUUCGAUGGCUGCGACGCGGAGUAAUAUUUAGCCAUCGACAGCGUUGUACAUACAGUGUCAGAGCCCAUUUUGUCAUUGUCUUGUCAUUCCUUUGAAAGUGUCACCGUUGCUGUCACUCAGCAUAUAGACACUGCGGACACUGAAACGUCAGUCCCUUUAGUGUAAGUGGUUCCUGUGAUGGAUGUGUCAUUGUUUGUCUGCAUUAAACUUCAUUUGCUGUUGUUUUUUAAA